AUUAGAUAGAGGGCGCUAGUUUAUGACGUCAUUGGUUUACUUCGUCUGAUCAGUUUGGUUUUUAGACUUUUUAAAUUAAGGAAGGGUUAAUGUGAAGUUAGCAAGCGAAAAAAAUUAAUAAAAAAAAGUCAGUUAUGUCAUUAAAGCAGCAGUUUUGUGCAUUGUCAUUGCUUUUCUUGAAAUCCGUUUUGAUUUGGAGUUAUCCUACCGAAGAUGGGAAUGUUGGUACAUUUUGGCAAAUCACUGAUAUUCAUUGGGAUAAACAAUAUUCCAUACGAGGAAAUCCAAAUGAAAUGUGUCAUUUGACAACAAACACUACAGGUGAUUAUCUCAAUGGAGAUUAUGGAAAUUUCAACUGUGAUUCUCCUUGGCUCUUGAUUAAUUCUUCUAUAGAAGCUAUGAUUAAGUAUAAAAGUGAUCCAGACUUCAUUAUAUGGACAGGAGAUAAUGCUCCACAUAUAUGGAAUCCAUCACCUAAUUUUAAAAGUAUAACAAGUAUAUUGGCUAAAAUAACACAGUUAUUAUCACUAAAGUUUCCAAAUUCAACUAUUCUACCUGUGCUUGGAAAUCAUGAUACUUUUCCACCAGAUAGAGUACCACAAAAUGGCAAUACUACUUACUACAAUCAGUAUCUUACUACAGGUAGAUGGAAUGAAAUUCUCCCCAAUUCUACUUGGAAUACAUUUCUUCAAGGUGGUUAUUAUUCAUUUCCUCUUUCAUCAAGUUUGACCAUUCUUGGAUUGAAUACAAUUUUAUGGUAUAAAUCCAAUACUUUAACACUGAAUUCCACUGAUCCUGCCAAUCAAUAUAUUUGGCUGGAAAAUGAAUUGAUGGAAGCUGAAAAAGAAGGGAAAAAAGUUUACAUAAUUGGACAUAUAUCUCCAGGACACAGUAACAGAGGAGUAUGGAAUGAAAUAAAUCCAUCUUUAUAUCAAGAAAAUUUUAACGAAAAGUACAUCAAUAUAGUAAACAACUACAGUAAUGUUAUAGCUGGACAGUUUUUUGCUCAUUUACAUGCAGAUCUGUUUGGAUUAUUUCGCAACAAAGAUCAGAUUACGUCAUCCAUGUUACUGUCAUCGUCAAUAACACCCUGGCACAGUAUAGAACCCAGUAUGAAGGGAGUGAGCAUCUCUCCCAAUCCAUCUAUUCGGCUUUAUUACUACAACAGACAGGAUGGUAAAAUUUUAGAUUAUGAUCACUUCUUCUUGAAUUUAACAAAGGCAAACAACCUUUUUGACAGAAAACUUGACAAUCAAGAGAAUGACUCUUCUGAAUUCACUUGGAAAUUGUUUUACACUUUCACAAAAGAAUAUGAAUUGGAAGACGUGACCACUCGGUCUCUCGAAGAACUGUUCAAGAAGCUGAAAACAAAACCGGGUUUCUUUGAAAAGUAUUACAACUUCACAACAGUUGGAAAGGAUAAUGGUCUCUGCGACAAAAUCUGCAUAAGACUGCAUCUGUGUGCAAUCUCUUUCCAAAAUCACCAUAACUACAGCAGUUGCGUGAAAAUACCAGAGCAGCAAAUCAGGAGCAUCAUCGAGACCACCACUCCGGUACCAUUCCGUGAACCUGCAGCACCACAAGACACACGCAAGCGGCCCAAUUCUGCCUCAUCCCGUAACAUUCUCAUUGGAUGCACUCUGUCACUGCUGGUCCUGAUCAUGAUACUUGUGGUGGUCUACAUAAAGAGAUCGCGUCUUGCCAGGGGGCCGAGAUUCGUAAGAUUUCAAUAAAUGUCAUAUAUUCCGAAUAUCAGAAUUAAGUCUUUUAUUUAAAUUUGAUAUUUGGAGACAUUGCAACACAGAAGCCAUGGCACAGUAUAUCAAAGAAAUAAUAUAUAUUGAUAUUUAGUGAAUUUGUUAAAAGGUCAACUUAACUUAUGAAAGAGCAACCCACAUUUUGCAAGUUUGUAUAGUUGUUGUUGUUGUUAAAUUAUAUUUGCACAAGAAUUUUAAAAAUAUUUAAAUAAAUAUCAAGAGACUUUAAGCAGAAGUUUUAGAGAUAAAUUUGGAAGAUAAAAAGUUGCAUUGUUUUGUUAAACACUCACCAAACUAAAUGGAAUUAAGAUGUCAAAAAAUUAAGUAUUCUGGUGCUACUUUGGUAAAAAUACAGCAGAUAAAACCACAAUGUAUUAUAAAAAAAAUCAAUUGUAUAAUGGUUUUUAUUGCUUAUAUAUUGUAAUGUUGUUUAAAAUAAAUUUUUAUAUUUAAUAUUGAAAAA
Centruroides sculpturatus (bark scorpion) is the source of this 2220-nucleotide messenger RNA. RefSeq names its product acid sphingomyelinase-like phosphodiesterase 3b. NCBI's taxonomy places the organism in Eukaryota, Metazoa, Arthropoda, Arachnida, Scorpiones, Buthidae. Bases 135 to 1733 code for a protein of 532 amino acids. The transcript is spliced from 7 exons. The record is from RefSeq and is a predicted model, not a curated record. Gene Ontology annotation, molecular function: hydrolase activity.